UCUCUCUCCCUCUCUCUCCUCUCUCUCCGCGCAUCCUCCCCCACAUUAACAGCUUAGCACAGCAGCAGCAGCUCCUACAGCAUCCAGCAUCCAUCCCUGCCUGGGGAGCAGCAGUCCUACCCGGCGCAGCACCGACGCACGGAGGGGGCGCAUCAUCUAAGUGAUGCCACAGCAUCAGUCGCAUUUCGACAACAAAUACUGAGAGUAGACCCUAAAGGAGGGAGAGAAAACAGCUUCAGCCUCGAGGACAGCAACUGCACAUGAAGAUGUCUAACGCUGACAUCGUCUUAAACGCCACCGAUCGGGUGGUGAAAUCUGUCCCCUUCCCCCUGAGCCACCGCCUUACAAUGAAGGAAGUGUUUGACUGCGAAGGGAAACCUCGUGUCGAUCUCCUGAAGGCCCACCUCACCAAGGAGGGCCGUGUAGAGGAGGCUGUGGCACUUAAAAUCAUCAGCGAGGGAGCAGCCAUCCUGCGUCAGGAGAAAACUAUACUGGACAUCGAGGCACCAGUCACAGUCUGUGGUGACAUCCAUGGGCAAUUCUUUGAUCUUAUGAAGCUGUUUGAAGUGGGAGGAUCACCAGCCACAACACGGUACCUGUUCCUUGGGGACUACGUGGACCGCGGCUACUUCAGUAUUGAGUGUGUUUUAUACCUCUGGUCGCUGAAAAUCCUCUAUCCAAAGACACUAUUUUUACUUCGUGGAAAUCAUGAAUGUAGACAUUUGACAGAAUAUUUCACCUUCAAACAAGAAUGUAAAAUCAAGUACUCAGAGCAGGUGUACGACUCAUGUAUGGAUGCAUUUGAUUGCCUCCCUCUGGCUGCACUCAUGAACCAACAGUUUCUGUGUGUACACGGUGGGCUCUCACCUGAAAUACACACCUUAGAUGACAUUAAAAAGUUGGAUCGGUUCAAGGAGCCGCCAGCUUUUGGGCCCAUGUGUGACCUGCUGUGGUCUGAUCCUCUGGAGGAUUUUGGCAAUGAGAAAACCCAGGAAUAUUUCAGCCACAACACAGUGCGAGGCUGCUCCUACUUCUACAGUUAUCCAGCUGUGUGUGAGUUCCUACAGAGCAAUAACCUAUUAUCAAUUAUCCGAGCGCAUGAAGCACAAGAUGCAGGCUACCGGAUGUACCGUAAAAGUCAGACCACUGGAUUCCCAUCGCUCAUUACCAUCUUCUCAGCACCAAACUACCUGGAUGUUUACAACAACAAAGCUGCUGUACUGAAAUACGAAAACAACGUCAUGAACAUCCGGCAGUUCAACUGCUCACCCCAUCCCUACUGGCUGCCCAACUUCAUGGAUGUCUUCACCUGGUCUCUGCCAUUUGUUGGAGAGAAAGUCACAGAAAUGCUGGUGAAUGUGCUGAGCAUCUGCUCCGAUGAUGAACUCAUGAUGAAUGAGGAGGAUGAGAUCUUUGAUGCCAAUGCAGCUGCAGCACGCAAGGAGGUGAUCAGAAACAAGAUCCGUGCUAUUGGGAAAAUGGCCAAAAUGUUCUCAGUCCUCAGAGAGGAGAGUGAAAAUGUGUUGACGCUUAAAGGCCUGACGCCCACUGGCAUGCUGCCAAGCGGGGUUCUCUCUGGAGGCAGACAGACACUGCAGAGUGCCACCAUUGAAGCCAUUGAAGCCAUCGAGACGACUGAUGAGGACGGAGAAGCUAUCCGUGGCUUCUCCCCCCAGCACAAGAUCACCAGCUUUGAGGAGGCCAAGGGCCUAGACCGCAUCAACGAGCGCAUGCCACCUCGCAGGGACGGGGUGAACCAUGUGGGUCACUCCAUGGGAAAGAUGAAUAUGUCCGAGGCGAACGGCACGGAUGACAACAGCAACAUCCAGUGAUGUGCUGUUUGAGCCUCAGAACCGUGCUGCUGUUGCGCUAUGCAGCAAAACAUUGCCAAAUCGGGAAUUCAGGCCUCAGAACAUAGAAAUAAACCAGGCCCACAGACAGAACAUGAAAAUCUGCAGCAAAUCUAAAACGGGCGAAAAAGGUCAUUUUUUUCACGACAGUAUGUCAUCGCACAGUCGGGGGAGGGGGGAGCCGGGGUUCACAGCAGAGGGCAGGGAUGAGAAGAGGCCAGAAGGCUGCAGCUUGACUGAAGAAGUGUGGUUGAGAGUUGUUUCUGCCUGUUGUUCCCUUUCUCAGUUCAAUUACAGACUGAAUUGUUGGGGGUUGUGUUGUUCUGAGUGCUGACAAAUGUCUGCUCCUUCAUUACAGGGCCCGACAGAAGACAUAAUCGCAGUAUCCAUGCCACACAAAUCGUUUUACUGUUUCAUGAAGUGUUUAUUAUGAAUCACUCACAAAUUCACAUCAUGAGUAAAAAAAAAAACUUGUUUACCUACAUGUUUUGCUAGUAUUAACAAGUCACACCACUUUAUGUGAAAGAAAGCAAAAAGAAAACUAAAUGUGUACCUCUUAAAACUUGCAGCGCAAUCUUACCAGUGGACCUGAAUUUAUUGAUUUACCUUGUAGUAAGAUGCCGUCAUCCUGCAGGGGAAAGAGGACGGGGUGCUCACCAAAGCCACUGCAGCCUGUCAUCAAACUCCUCCUCGGGUGCGUUUCAAUACUCUCCAGUACUGCUCCUUUCCUCACCUCCCUCAUUAUCAGUCAUCUCCUAGCAAGAAACAACUUGGAGGGGAUGAGGGAAGAAAGGGAGGGCAUGAAAGGAGCAUUUGGGAAAUUUGGUUCCACUGUAGGUACUUCAGCAUAACAGCUUAAACACCAACAUUUAACAUCUGAAAAUGCCCCCAAAAGGAGCACACUAUCCCAUACGAAGAUGCAACUUCAUCAACGUCCGUAGGGAAAUCUCAAAGGGUUAUAUUUUUACCCAGACCAUCCUUAAAAUAAUUUCCCUCCUCGCCAUCAAACGUUAAAGUAGUUCACAUCAGAGACGCAUGGCAUUUAAUCAAGCUAUACCUCACACACUUUUCUGGAAAGUAUACACUUGAGCAUCCUCCGCUGAAGGAGGCUUCUCUCAUCUCUUCUGCAUCACUAUGACCGGCAACAAAGCGGCAUUAAGACCAGUUUCUGGACCACAGAGGAAAAAGAGAAGAAGUGAUCUUUGAACUUUGGGACAUGUCCUGCUGUCUCACACUACCUGAUUAUUUCUCACCUGCUUGUUGCUGAAGAGAAAGAAAUAAAAGAAUAUGUGCAGUCACUCAAGUAUAUGUUAGCGCCCUUUUGAGUUUUUGCACUUUUUUGCUGUGCUGCAAAUUCAAUGAGAUUUCAUGCCUAAGAGCUACACAAAGUACUAUAUCAGAGUGAGAAGGAAAUUCUAAAAAUUUGUGAAAGGAUAUAAUUGAAAUAUCCUUUGUUUAAAGAGUAUUUAAUAACCACACACUCCAUUCUGUCAUUUGGAUUCAUCCGGAAAAUAUAUCAAAGGGAUUUGAAGAAUGUAUCCUGACCAGAAUUAAGUUAAUUAAUUCUUCUUUUUACAACUAAUGUGAUUUAUUUUAUACUAAAAUUGAGCUUAAAUCAUGAAAACUGAGCACAGUGUAGAGCAUCUGGUUUAUGAAUCCACCCAUAUUGCAUCAAAAUGUGUUAACGCAUCAUUUCUUGUUUUUCAACCAUUUUUUUCCAAAAAUAUUCUGAUUUUACCGUUCAGUACAGUGGAGAAACUGGCCGAGAAAAACUUCACUGACAAGUCCACCCACACUGUGAUCCAAAUAAAACAAAAAUUCCCAUUUCCAAAUGACUAACAGAAGAAAUAGAACAGAAACCUUAUUAAAACAGGAAGUAAUAAUUUGGAAAAGUCGAAACCAGUAAACCCAACCUCGAGCAUAAAUUUCUAGAAUUUCCUUUCAUACAUGAAUAUUUUUUCUACUUUAUAUUUCAUCUUUCUAUUUAAUGAUAAAGGUAUGUGAAUUAAGGACGGACAAAAGGCGAUUUUUAACACAGCAUCUAUGGUAUGGAACGCAUCAAUGCAUGCAAUUAAGUUCCUAAUUGUUAUGUGAGAUUAUAAUUGUGAUAGUUGUGUUUCAAAUAGUAAACUUGAAUUUUUUUUUUUUUAAUUACAUUUGUAGUUUUAUUUGUCUUGUUUUAUAAAUUUUAUAAAUAGGCUUCCUUUGAUUGUUUUCAUCCAUUUUUUUCAUUCUGUUAUUUAUUACCACUGCUUUUAAUUUUGUAUUGAUUUGUUGUAUGCAGAGAUGCCCUUCUAAGGUGUGAAGCCUUGUGUUUAUUAUUUUAUUUUUCUGUUGUACUGAUGUACAGAAAAUGUUCAAUAGUGUGAAUGAAUAUAAUCUCAGUGAAAAGCAACUUUCAGGCUGCCAAAGCAUGAUAGCAUGGUUUUCAGAUGUAAAUGAAUCGGACACAAAGAAAAUCAUGUGUCGCACUUACGUUUAACAGGAAACAUUGUACUCUGGUUAUAUUUACUGCUGAUAUUAUUAUUGUUACAAUUUAGCUUAUGGUUAUUUUCCUUCCUCUGUUUCUGGUUCUUGUAUGGUCUACAUGCAUAUUUCAACAAACAAAUAUAAUGGAUUUUAUCUUGCAACAUUUUUUAUUAUCUAUGGAAAUAUGUUUUGGCAUUUGACUUCCUAAAUGAUACACACAUUGUAAGCAUGCCCUAUGGGACAAAUCACAUUUUUUUACUCUUGAAUAAAAUAUGCAUGAACAAAAAUGUGUUG
Epinephelus lanceolatus (giant grouper) is the source of this 4613-nucleotide messenger RNA. It is a transcript of the gene ppp3ca, whose product is annotated as protein phosphatase 3, catalytic subunit, alpha isozyme. Gene Ontology annotation, molecular function: calmodulin-dependent protein phosphatase activity. The record is from RefSeq and is a predicted model, not a curated record. Gene Ontology annotation, biological process: calcineurin-mediated signaling. NCBI's taxonomy places the organism in Eukaryota, Metazoa, Chordata, Actinopteri, Perciformes, Serranidae.